AAGAAUUCUGUUCCUAUUUUCGUUCAUUGUUCAUUUUGCCGAAUUAUUUAAGAUGAAAAAUGAGUGAUCCGUUUAAAUCUCCGAAGCCUCGAGAUCCAAAGAUGGAAAUUAUCUUUGAAGAUGUUUCGGCGGCUAAUGACGGAAUACAAGAGAAGGAGAGUGUAGAGUCUCAGGCUGGGUUGUACAGCGGAAGGGACGGAGAUGCCCUUGCGCUAAACAAGGACGGAUAUGUACAUUCUGACCUAAUUGUGGGUGUACAGGGUCAACAAAUUGCUCACCUUAGCUAUUUUUGUCCAGGAUUGCAUGGGAAAGAUACUAAACAAACAAUUGCCAGGAAACGGUUUACCGACCUUCUGUCUGGAGAAAACCGGUUUUUUAUUCCAAUAAUUCAACGCCGGUACUGUUGGCACGAUAAAAUGAUUCACAGUUGGUUUGAUGAUACAAGAAAUGGUACUAGAGAUCAUCUUGGGAUACAUAAUACUGGAAACCUAGUUGCUAGGUGGUCAGAUCUGGAUCAAGGUUACAUUCUGAUAGAUGGACAGCAGCGGGUCACUACAACCAUUCUUUUCCUAGUUGCUAUCAGGGAUGUUAUGAAUACAAUCAUUGAACGACAUCCUGGUAAAAAUGCCGAGGAGGAAGAGAUAUCUGCCAAAAUACUCAACAAGAUAUCCAAGAUGUUGUACAUAAGUGGUAACAGUCGUCUGGUUCCCUGCUUUCUAGAUAGAGAAGCGUUCUAUUCAAUCCUUAACAAACAAUCCUCACAGGAUACAUCAUCUUACCAGAUUGGAGCUUACAAGAUCCUUUGCUCCAGGAUACAAGAUGAGUUGAGGAGUAAACCUAGUCUCAUGGAGCAGUUGGAGAUAUCCAGGGAGAUUUUAUCCCAGUGUGCUAGACUGAUGGGAGUUACGUGGGUGAGCAUAGAGAAUCCAAUAGAUAUGUCUCAAGUCUUUCUGUGGCUUCAGGAGAAAAGUUUUGGCGCCGGACUAAUGUUUGAUAUUCCACGCCCUGGGGAAACAUUAGUAUGUGCUGACCUAGUUCGGAAUAGGGUUCUCUCAUUUCUUCUCAAUAAACCACUUCAGGAGCAGGAUGAUUUCUACUUGAAGGAGUGGUUGAUUCCGCUGGAGCAAAACUUUAAAUCCAGGGAUGAGUUUAAUGCCAGCAUGAAGAGGUAUACGGAGACAAGAAGACAAGCUCUCCAGGUUAAAUCAGAUUUCGAGAAACAGAUGGAAAUACUUUUCAAAUCCUGCACCGGGGAUACUUACUUGGAACUUUCAGCGUACUCAAGGUUUAUCACGGUAUUCGAGAAUAUGAAACCAAGGAACCACAAUGAGCACCAUAAAGAUAUAUCUCAUGAAAAGUUUAUAAUCAAUGAUAUGAAAAAAUUCUUUUUUUCCUCAUAAUUAAUUGAAGAUAUAGAUAACAUUCCAAUGUGAUAUAUGGGCCUAAUUGAUAUUUUGAUCAGAGGACAAUUCUUUUCCGUUUUAUGAUUCCUGACUUUAGAGUUGUUUUUUGAUUUUUUGUGUCGUUUCUACGUUGUUUUUACUUGUAUUACGUCAUCAGACGAGUCUCUUAUUUGUACAUGUUAACACUAAAAGGGGGCCUAUACAGGAUAUACCCCCCUCCACCACGCCUUUUCUGAAUGAGACCUGCCCCCUUUAACACGUAGAUGCAUUAUCCUCCACUGUAGAUUUGAUAAAUAUAGUUUUAAGAUUGUCAUUGAAUGAUUGAAUUGUUUAGGUAUCUUUUAAAGAUAUGAUCGACAACAAUUGUGAUUAUACUGUGAAGGGUUUCCAGCGAACGAAAUCUUUCGCGAAAAAUGCAAAAAUUUUCGUAAAUUUUCGUUCGUAUUUUGAAAACUUGAUACCGAAUUUAACAUUUUUUCGGGAAAAUUUGCGAAAGGAGGCGAAAAUGACCUGGGAUUUCGCGAGAAAAAAAGUACGACGAUUUUGAGUCAAAAAGGAGAAAAUAAAUCGGGGGUUUUUGUUAAAUUUUGCAUAAAUCAGUUUUUGGGAAAAAUUCGAAAGUUUUGCUAAACAUAAUAUUUUCGCGAAAAAUGCGACAUUUUCGCGAAACGAUUUCCCGGUUUUGCUGGAAACCCUAAUUAUGUGAUCAGAUUUCAUUUCAGUAUUGUUUGUUUACCUGAUUCUAAACCAUAAAACAUUGGAAUAGGAAGACGACAUGUCAGCAAACUAAUGUUUAGAUGAUGUUGUAAGAAAAUAGUUUUACCAGAAGCUCGAAAAUCGACUAAUUAAGUUAAGUGGGUCUGUAUACACUGCACAAAUUUGUUCAUGUUCAUUGGACAAAUUCGUAAGUUGCUUUCUAUUCCAGAGUUUUAUGGUUCUUACUGUAAUCAUUGUAUUUGAUAUGUCGUUGAUGCAAAGAAAAUUUACAAAUAUUUUAUUUUCAGA
Messenger RNA from Eurytemora carolleeae, 2408 nucleotides. RefSeq lists its product as uncharacterized. The transcript has 14 exons. Bases 60 to 1400 code for a protein of 446 amino acids. NCBI's taxonomy places the organism in Eukaryota, Metazoa, Arthropoda, Copepoda, Calanoida, Temoridae. The record is from RefSeq and is a predicted model, not a curated record.